Menidia menidia (Atlantic silverside) is the source of this 5834-nucleotide messenger RNA. The record is from the annotation of a GenBank genome assembly. NCBI's taxonomy places the organism in Eukaryota, Metazoa, Chordata, Actinopteri, Atheriniformes, Atherinopsidae.
AUGAGAUCCAAGGCGAGGGCGAGAAAACUGGCCAAAAAUGACAGUGAGCCAGCGGACAGCAUGUACGACACAGAGGCCGACCUCCCGGGUCUAGCAGCUGGCAGCGGAGGUGGUGCCGACAGCCCAGAAGACGAUGCCGAAGACGGCCUCAUCAACAUGUCCCCUUUACCCUCACCGACCCCUACCCAUCCCAACAACAACCACCACCACCUGCUGCACCCACACCUCUACACGUCCCACCAUCUCCACAACAACAGCAGCAGCAGCAACGACCAGGACUUCACCACACCCAAGGAGGGCUCGCCCUACGAAGCGCCCGUCUACAUUCCCGACGACAUUCCCAUUCCCGGUGAGCUGGAGCUGAGGGAGUCCUCCGUGCCCGGCGCCGGCCUGGGCGUUUGGGCGAAGACCCGCAUCUGCGCCGGCGAAAGGUUCGGUCUGCACACCAUGAAGCAUCACGGGGCCACAGGCAAAGACGGCUCCUUCGGAUGGGAGAUGAUGAAUGACCAUGAUGAAGACUCCCCUGACAACUGCAUUAAAAAGGUGGUCGAUGACAUGGGUAACGUCAAGUUUGCACUGGACACAGGGCCGGACGCCACCGGCAACAGCUGGCUCAAAUACGUCCGCUCGGCCCUGUCGUUUGAGGAGCAGAACCUCGCCGCCUGCCAUCUCACAGGAGACCAGAUUUAUUAUAAAGCUGUCCGGGACAUUGAAGCAGGGGAGGAGCUUUUAGUGUAUAUGAAGGACGGUAUUUUCCCUGAGGGCUCCAUGGCUCCCAACCUCCAAGACGAACAAAUGUAUCGUUGUGAAGAUUGCGAUGAGCUCUUCUCCUCGACGCUUGAGCUCCGGCGGCACCAGAAGUACUCGUGCUCCAGUGCGGGCUCCAUCUUUGACGCACUGAGAGAGGACUUCAAACAGGAACGUGAGGACAGCGACGAGCCUGUCCACGAGUGCAAAGACUGUGAGAAGAUCUUCCCAAAUGAGUACAGUCUGGGGCAGCACAUGAUAGUUCAUACAGAGGAGAGGGAAUACAAGUGUGACCAGUGUCCUAAAGCCUUCAAUUGGAAGUCCAACCUCAUCCGUCACCAGAUGUCACAUGACAGUGGCAAGCGCUUUGAGUGUGAAAACUGUGAUAAGGUACAGCACACCCGGCACGUUUUCACAGAUCCCAGCAAUCUACAGCGCCACAUUCGCUCCCAGCAUGUGGGGGCACGGGCUCAUACAUGUCCUGAAUGUGGCAAGACCUUCGCCACCUCGUCUGGCCUCAAGCAGCAUAAGCACAUCCAUAGCAGUGUGAAACCCUUUAUCUGCGAGGUGUGCCACAAAUCCUACACCCAAUUCUCCAACCUCUGCCGUCACAAGCGUAUGCAUGCUGACUGCCGUACCCAGAUCAAGUGUAAGGACUGCGGGCAGUUGUUCAGCACUACCUCUUCCCUCAACAAGCACCGUCGCUUUUGUGAGGGCAAAAACCAUUAUGGCUCUCCAGCAGGGAUGUUCAACCCUGGCAUUCCCAUGAGCUCCAGCCCCAUCAUGGCAAAAACAAAGUCCCACCAUCCCCAUCUUCCAGGUCUAAACCAGUCAGGUUUAGGCUUCACUGACUACUUUCCCUCAAGACCUCACCCUCAUGCUGGCUUGCCCUUCUCCCCAGGACCUCAUGGUUUCCCGUCCCUACCCCAUGGGUUUCCUGGUAUUUUUCCUCCAUCACUGUAUCCACGACCACCUUUAUUACCUGCCAGUCCAUUGAUAAAGAGUCCGCUAGGCACCAGCAGUCAGGAAGUCAAGCUUCCCCGGAGUCCCUUAGAUGCCCUCCCAAUGUCACUUGUUAGCUCCACAAACGGCAAUGGAGUUAACAGCUUGAGUCAACUGGAAGACAAAGAAAAAGACAGCAAACUCGAUUUGUCUUCUAGUGGUGAAGCCAAGCCUAAAUCUAAAAUGCCAGACAUGUCUGAUGGUAGUGACCUGGAGGAUAUUAAUACCACAAGUGGGACGGAUUUGGACACCACCACUGGUACUGCUUCAGGUGAUGGUUCUGACCUCGAGAGCGAAGGAGAAAGUGAACGUGAGCGAAGUGGUAAGAGGAGGAAGCCCUCUGGCACUGUAUCGAGUCAAGAAGCAAACCAGUUAGAAGACACAAACAGCGCAUUGAUAUCAGCGGUGUCUAGUUCAGGGAACCUCUCUAUUGACCGACCUUUUCUUACUUCAGCAUCAUCCCAACACUCCUUCUUCCCUCCACCUGAUGAGCAAGCACUCCCACCCACCACCACAAAUGCCAAUGCAGCCACCACAGAUUCCAUCAAAGCCAUUGCUUCUAUUGCCGAGAAAUAUUUUGGUCCAGGUUUGAUUGGACUCCAUCAGGAGAAGAAGAUGGGUCCAUUGCCCUACCAUUCCAUGUUUCCCUUCCAAUUUUUGCCCAACUUCCACAACUCCCUAUAUCCCUUUAGCGCUGACAGAGGUGCUCUGAAUCCUAGCAUGCUUUUCAAGGCUGAGCCAAAAUCCCCUCGUGAACAGCUGCACAAGAUGGUUUCAAGUUCCCCUGCAGUUCCUGCUCCCACUGCAGAGUCCCCGUUUGAUCUUACCACAAAACCCAAGGAGACGAAGUUAAUUCCUACGACCCCAACAAACCCCUCAAACCCCAACAGCAGUAUUGGAAGCAGUAGUGGGCCCGUCGUAAUAUCCAGCAGCGAAGAACAGCCGCUGGACCUCAGCAUUGGCAGCAGGAGUCGUGGUGGUCACAAUGGCGUUUCAGCUGAGCCACAAAAUCGAAAGAACCACAUCUAUGGGGCUGGAAAGUUGGUGUCCAUUAAGGAUGAGACUCCGUCUGGUUUUCCUCAGCCCCUCUCCCAUUCGUUGCACCAGGCCAUCACCCAGCACCAGCAGUCUCAGGCACAGCCACAUCAGCCUCCACCACUGCACUACGCCAAGCCCUCCGCAUUUUUCAUGGAUCCCAUCUACAGCAGGGUGGAGAAGAGGAAGUUACUGGACCCAGUUGGGGCUCUGAAGGACAAGUUCCCAAGACCAUCCCCACCACUCUUUCAUCCACAGAUGUCAGCAAUGGAGAAUAUGACAGAGAAGCUUGAGAGCUUUGGCGCUCUAAAACUGGAUGCAUUGCCCAAUUCACUGCAACACUCGGCCCAUCCACUGUUUAACUUCCGCUCUCCCCCACCUUCCCUAUCAGAUGCCAUUCUUCGCAAAGGCAAGGAACGCUAUGCCUGCAGGUACUGUGGGAAAAUAUUUCCCCGUUCAGCAAACCUCACCAGACAUUUGCGAACGCACACAGGGGAGCAACCCUACAGGUGUAAAUACUGUGACCGUUCGUUCAGCAUCUCAUCCAAUCUCCAACGCCACGUCCGCAACAUUCAUAAUAAGGAGAAACCCUUCAAGUGUCACCUGUGCAACCGCUGCUUCGGUCAGCAAACCAACCUUGAUCGCCAUCUCAAGAAGCACGAGCACGAGAACAUUCCUGUGAGCCAACAGUCCGGGAUGCUUUCCAACUUAGGAACGACCAUCUCUUCUCCGAACUCAGAGCCAGACAAUCACGCACUUUUAGAUGAGAAGGAGGACUCAUACUUCUCAGAAAUCCGCAACUUCAUUUCCAACAGUGAAAUGAACCAGGCCUCCAGCUCCACGGAUAAGAGGUCAGACAGGCCUGAGGAGGAGCACCCACCAAGCCACAGUCUGUCGAACUCUAAGCUAGGACUUCAGGGGCUCGAGGAGGAAGAGGAUGAAGUGGAGGGUGAUGACGAAGAGGAGGAAGAAGGCAGUCUGACGGAGAAAUCGCACGACGAGGCGCCAGAGUCCCCUUCUCCCGUCACAACAGGAGCAUACGAGGAAGACGAGGAGGAGGAGGACGCAGAGACGGCCCCGUUAGCAAUGAGCUAUGAGCACACUCGCAGGUGCAUAGAGGAGGAGGGCUCUCUCCUGGACCUGGAGGGUCUGCCAAGUUUUCCCAAGAGCCUGGAUGGUUUACGUAAAGCAGCCAAUGAUGAGCAGCCCUUUGAUGUUAAAGACAUAUUUAGCACUUCACUAGAGACUGAGGCACUGAAAGAGACAUUGUACAGGCAGGCUAAAACCCAGGCUUAUGCAAUGAUGCUGUCUCUCUCGGAGAACAACCCUUUGCACGCACCCUCCCAGAACUCUCUGGACGCUUGGCUGAGCUUGGGGGGUGGACCGUCUGAGACGAGCAGCUUUCACCCACUCAACCACAUCUAGGCAGAGACACUAAGAGAGAAGGUGGUAGAAGGAAAUAGGAAGAACAUUCAUUUCACAAAUGGAUAGAGACUCAGGACUGAGUGGACAUGAGUGGUGGGGAAGAGACACGGAGGCCAGACAAGAAGACAUUGUCACACACAUUCAAGACGGAGAGAAUGAUUUGAGUGGCUGUACGUGCGUUCACAUUUCCGCGUGUGUGUGUGACUGAAACAGAAGAAGGAAAGACUGUCACUAAACGAGGGGUCCUGCAAGACUCUGUCCAAGAGAAAGCACUGCUAAGCUCCUGUUGAUGUGAAGGACACCGCGAAUGCUCCUCAGUAGCAUUGUAACUGCAUUUCUCUGAUCCUCCCCAAGUGCACCAGGCUCACAGCAGCAUCACUGACGGCCCACACGGGGCCCUCAUGAAGACGCUUAAUGAAUGAUAUGUCCCUAUGGCGUGUUCCCCGCUUUCUACAAUCACCGUAGAACCACUGGCAGUGCUUGUCCACAAGGUGGUGCUGUCUGAGCGGAACACAUCUGCACACCUCCACCAACUGGGUGUGACUAAUUCUUUUUUUCAAUGUUUCAGAAUCAGCCAUAGCUCCACUCUAAAUUUUCAGAUCCGAUAGACUGUUGAUUUUGCAGUGAUUACAAGCAGAAAGAUGUCCAAUGUGCUUUUAAUGAGAUAUCAGGGCCACAAGCCAUUGUAAUUGGUUGCUAAAUUUGUACCAUGCUGAAAAUGAACUUAAUGCCUAAAAGAAGAGAGAGGUCUUUCUUGGUUUAUCACAUCAUUGCUUGUUAAUUGUAUUUACCUUCUUUCCUAUUAGACACCACAGUAUUGUUUCUUUGUAGGCACCACAGUGCUAAAUUGUUAAUAUAAUUAUUUUAGAGAAGGACCAAAAUUGUAUGAUACUGUCAUAUGAUGUAAAAAAAAAAAAAGUAACCUAGAUGUUCAUAGUAAGAGUGGUAUGUGCCAAAUAACUCAUAGAAAAUGUUUUGUUCUCUGACAAUCAUUUCAUUUCCGAGGGGCUCGCCUUAGCUGUCAUAGUUGUUUUUUUUUCUUCUUUCUCUUAUUACGCGCUUAUAUAUUUGAUUUCAAAGGUGUGUUUAUGUAUUUAUUUUUUAUUGUUUUGUGACUGGACUAGUGAAAAUGAAGAAAAGUCCUUUUAUCCCUCUUCUCUUGAAGGAAUGACCACCAUAAGAACCCGUUGGAGAUUCUGAAUCUCUGGUUUUGGUGGUCUAGUGUGCCAAAAUGGAAAGACCCCUUGUUGUUAUUUAUAGUGAAAAAAUAGCUGUAGUUAGUUUUAGAAUCCUGUUAGAUAUUGGCGCAUCGUGCGGAGUUUAGUCCUUCUUUCUUUUUGUGUGUGCGUGUUCCACUUCACAAAUUGAACAUUUAUGUUGAAUGCUUUUUCUUUAAAUUGAUUCAACUAUAUGGCAUCAGACUUAGACAAAUUUCACUAUCAAUGUCAGUAAAAGGGCAUUACAUCGUUCAUUUCAGUUAUGAAUUUGAGUUUCUGUCAUGUUAAACUCUCUCUCUCAAAGUGAUUUUCCUCUUUUUAUCGUACAUGGUCCAGAAGUCUAAAGCAUACAGUCAAAACUGCACCAACAUGACAAACUCACUGGUUACAGAAAAAACAAAGACAAGC